AUGGCAUCGAUAACAACAAAGCCCGCUCUUGUUACAUUGAGACAAGUGCUGUCUGAAUUACGGAAGCAAGGUUCCACAAAAAAACUAACUGAAAACCAAAUGGCUAGAUAUGUUUUAAGUCAAUAUAGAAAGCAUCAGACCACUGAUCAGCAGCUCUGCAAAGCGGCAGAUGAGAUGCACUACAAGGCUAAAACAUAUUUUGAAUACUUACACUUUACUCGAAAAUAUAAGGAAAUAAAUUCUGAAUUCAAAGGAAAAGGAGAGAGGAGCGUUGAAGAAACAGCUAGAAUGGUUGGUUUUAAACUACCACAUGAUCCAAAGUAAAACAAUUUAAUCAGUUUGGAAACUUUUUAUUAGCUUUUAUAUAUACAAAAUAAAUGUCAUUAAACAACAUUCAACUUGUUAUUAAUAAAUCUUAUUACAAAAAUAUAACAGUUUAGAUAUUA
This is a messenger RNA of Vanessa tameamea, 446 nucleotides long. RefSeq lists its product as uncharacterized. Gene Ontology annotation, cellular component: mitochondrion. The coding region runs from base 1 to 324 and encodes 107 amino acids. The record is from RefSeq and is a predicted model, not a curated record. The transcript has a single exon. Lineage: Eukaryota; Metazoa; Arthropoda; Insecta; Lepidoptera; Nymphalidae.